GGACGAUUCUUUCUUCGCGGAAUUCUGUAAAGAACGACCAGGAGACAAGACGUAAUUUGCUGGUGUUCUGUGUAGAGAAAGUAUUAAGAAUCAUGAAUAAUUCUACGACAGUGUCUAGUGAAAUAAAAACUGUGUUGGUAGAUGCAACAAAAGUGACUCUCGAUGAAACAGUUCAGAGCGUGUUAAGUGUUUUCGAUGACGUUCGAGUUAAUUCCAACGUGACAAUGGAUGUUUACACGAUUCGAGUAUCUGACAUCGUCUGUCUUUCUAUUUGCUUCUUGAUAAUUCCUAUUAUCUAUCUCAUUGGACACGUAUGUGUGCGUAAAACAACGAAAGACGUUGGAAGCUUUCUGCAAUUUACUGGUUUUAUUUAUUCCUUCACAAUAUUCUUGUACAUUCUAAGCUGGUCUAAUGUGAAUUUGGAUGUCUUCAUGAAAAAUAAUGGAUAGCUUGGAAGAAGGAAGCUAAUCUUGACGUUCGUUCUUCGAAAUAUUAUUCGAAUCGAACUGUUUCACUUUGAUUUAUGUACUGGGACAUCUAGUAAUUUUAAUGACGUAUAUUAUAUGUAUAUUAGAAUUCCUUUUAACAUUUUAAUAUAAUUAAUUUUUAAAAAGAAAUGUAUAAAAAUGCUUGUCUAAUUUUGCUGUUUAGAGCGAAAAAACAUUAAUAAAGAAAGAAUAUUUCAGAUAAAGUAGUUCUUAAUUGCUGGAUUGUUUACAAUAUAAUCACUUACUAAAAUGUCAAUAAGAUCAUGUAAAAAUUAACUUCGCCAUUUUAGUUAUUUAAACUCAAAAUAUGGUGUCAAAUUAUCACAAUUUUAAAUCAGAUUAAAUUACUUACUACUUACAUUUUUUCAAUGCUUAUAAAUAAUUUUG
Centruroides sculpturatus (bark scorpion) is the source of this 875-nucleotide messenger RNA. RefSeq lists its product as uncharacterized. The transcript is spliced from 3 exons. NCBI's taxonomy places the organism in Eukaryota, Metazoa, Arthropoda, Arachnida, Scorpiones, Buthidae. Bases 93 to 449 code for a protein of 118 amino acids. The record is from RefSeq and is a predicted model, not a curated record.